Molecule: messenger RNA, 8521 nt
Organism: Lampris incognitus (smalleye Pacific opah)
Lineage: Eukaryota; Metazoa; Chordata; Actinopteri; Lampriformes; Lampridae
Gene: nf1a
Product: neurofibromin 1a
Exons: 57
Coding region: 179-8512 (2777 amino acids)
Biological process (GO): regulation of GTPase activity
Source: RefSeq, a predicted model, not a curated record
CUUCCGGUGGUGUGUCAUGGCGAUGGCACGGUGAAUCUAAUUGAAAGGGAAAUAUAACUCGCCCUGUUCCACCUUUUCAUCGAUUUCGAAUAAUUUCCAUGCCGAUCUAAAAUUGUUAGGUACGAUCGCACACCUUGGAUUUGGAAGCAGAGCAUCCACGGUUGCCAUCCGCCCGGCAAUGGCGGCACACAAACCAGUGGAAUGGGUCCAGGCCGUGAUCACUAGAUUUGAUGAGCAGCUUCCAAUCAAAGUGGGACACCAGAACACCCACACCAAAGUCAGCACAGAGCACAACAAGGAAUGUCUGAUCAACAUCUCCAAGUACAAGUUCUCCCUUGUUAUCAGCGGCCUCACCAACAUCCUGAAAAAUGUUAACAACUUGAGAAUAUUUGGGGAGACUGCGGAGAAGAACCUCUACCUCUCUCAGCUCAUCAUACUGGACACACUGGAGAAGUGCCUGGCUGGGCAAUCUAAGGACUGCUUGCGUCUAGAUGAAACCAUGUUAGUGAAGCAGCUCCUGCCAGAAAUUUGUCACUUCAUUCAUACCUGCCGUGAGGGCCAUCAGCAUGCAGCAGAGCUUCGGGCCUCGGCCUCAGGGGUUCUCUUCUCCCUCAGCUGCAACAACUUCAAUGCUGUGUUCAGCCGUAUCUCCACCAGGCUACAGGAACUGACAGUCUGUUCAGAAGACACUGUGGAUGUACAUGAUAUAGAGCUGAUGCAGUACAUCAACGUGGACUGCUCUAAGCUCAAGAGGCUUAUUCAAGAAACUGUGUUGAAGUUUAAAGCACUCAAGAAGCCUGCACAACUAGCUGUCAUUAACAGUUUAGAGAAGGCAUUUUGGAACUGGGUGGAAAACUACCCAGAUGAGUUCACCAUGCUUUACCAGCGGCCACAGACAGACAUGGCAGAAGCUGCCGAGAAGUUGUUUGACUUGGUGGACAGCUUUGCCGAGAGUGCCAAGAGGAAGGCGGCAGUGUGGCCCCUGCAGAUCAUCCUCCUAAUUCUCUGUCCAGAGAUCAUACAGACCAUCUCCAGGGAUACCGUCGAGGACAGUAAAGCCAAUAAGAAACUAUUCGUGGACAGCUUACGGAAGGCACUAGCUGGCCAGGGGGGCGGCAAGCAGCUGACGGAGAGUGCAGCAAUAGCCUGUGUAAAACUGUGUAAAGCCUCUACCUACAUCAACUGGGAGGAUCACUCAGUCAUUUUCCUCUUGGUCCAGUCCAUCGUUAUGGAUCUUAAGGCUUUGCUCUUUAACCCAGCUAAACCCUUCUGGCGUGGGACGGGCAGCCAAAAUUCUGAUGUGGACCUCAUGAUGGACUGCUUCGUCUCAUGCUUCCGUAUCAAUCCACACAACAAUCAGCACUUUAAGGUCUGCCUGGCUUCCUCCUCCCCCUCAACUUUUCAUUUUGUUCUGGUCAACUCUUUGCAUAGAAUAAUCACCAAUUCCCAUCUGGACUGGUGGCCGAAGAUAGAUGCGGUGUACUGCUACUCUGGGGAGCUACGCUACAUGUUCUCAGAAACACUCAACCGGGUUAUACAAGGCCUUAACACACAUGCUCCACUACGCAUGACUCCGAGUCUCACAUUUAAGGAGAAGAUGACAACCAGCCUUAAGUUCAAAGAGAAAGCCACAGAAUUGGACACACGCAGCUACAAGUGCCUCCUUCUUGCUCUGGUCAAGCUCAUUCAUGCCGACCCCAAGCUCAUGCUGCACAAUCCAGUGAAGCAGGCCCUGGAGACCCAGAGCAGCACAGCGGAGCUCAUCACAGGCCUGGUACAGCUUGUGCCUCUAACCAACACUGCCCAGCUCGCUCAAGAAGCCAUGGAGGCUCUAUUAGUUCUGCACCAGCCAGAAACCAUAGAGCUGUGGAACCCUGAUGCCCCCAUUGAAACGUUCUGGGAUAUCAGUUCCCAGGUGCUUUUUCUCAUCUGUCGGAAACUGAUUGGGCAGCAAAUAGUCAACGGGACAGAGGUGCUCAAGUGGCUGAGGGAGAUCCUUAUCUGCAGGAACAAGUUCCUCCUAAAAAACAAGGAGUGUGCAACCCUGGGCAGUGGGAUCCCCAUUUGUCGACAAGCUCAAACCAAGUUGGAGGUGUCGUUAUACAUGUUUUUGUGGAGCCCUGAUGCUGAGGCAGUGCUGGUGGCCAUGUCAUGCUUCCGCCACCUCUGUGAGGAGGCCGAUAUCCGUAGUGCUGCUGAUGAGGUUCCCGUGCAGACCAUCCUGCCCAACUAUGCCACUUUCAGUGAACUAGCCUCAGUCAGCAACAUGAUGGGGACAGGGCGCUCAACUUUGCAGAAGAGGGUGAUGGCCUUGCUAAGGAGGAUAGAGCACCCCACCCCAGGAAACAUUGAGGCUUGGGAAGAUACAUAUGUAAAAUGGGAUCAAGCCACCAAAUACAUUCUUAACGUCCCCAAAAACAAGGCAGAUGAUGGGCAGCAGGAGUGGAUCAACAUGACGGGCUUCCUCUGUGCUCUAGGUGGUGUUUGCCUCCAGCAGCGCAGCACUCCUGGCCCUGCAACUUAUAGCCCCCCCAUGGGCCCUAUUAGUGAGCGCAAACACUCGAUGAUCUCCAUGAGCUCUUGUGAAGUCUCGAACCCUAUAGGAACCACUGUCUCCUGCUCCUCUUCCUCUGCCUCCAAUGAGACACCACUGAGUCGCUUCCUGGACAGGCUUCUGGCCCUGCUUGUGUGUGGACAUGAUAGGGUGGGCCUCCAUGUUCGCACCAAUGUCAAAGAUCUGUUGGGGCUUGAACUCAGCCCAGCCCUCUACCCCAUGCUUUUCAACAAGUUGAGGAAUAGUAUUGGCAAGUUCUUUGACACACAGGGUCCGGUCCCCAUCAAUGACACCAACACCCAGUUUGUGGAGCAAACUAUUGCCAUCAUGAAAAACUUGCUGGAUAACCACACAGAGGGCAGUUCGGAACACUUGGGACAGGCCAGCAUUGAGACAAUGAUGCUCAACCUGGUCAGGUAUGUACGUAUUCUGGGAAAUAUGGUCCAUGCAAUUCAGAUAAAGACCAAGCUGUGCCAGCUGGUGGAGGUGAUGAUGGAGAGACGAGAUGACCUCUCCUUCUGUCAGGAGAUGAAGUUCAGGAACAAGAUGGUGGAAUACCUGACUGACUGGGUAAUGGGAACAUCCAACCAAGCUGCUGAUGACGAUAUCAAGUGUCUGACAAGGGACUUGGACCAGGCCAGUAUGGAGGCAGUUGUUUCUCUGCUAGCUGGCUUACCACUGCAGCCAGAGGAGGGAGAUGGAGUUGAACUGAUGGAGGCCAAGUCCCAGCUUUUCCUCAAGUACUUCACCCUCUUCAUGAAUCUUCUGAACGACUGCAGUGAGGUGGAAGAUGAAGGCCAGCCAGUAGGUGGGAGGAAGAGGGGAAUGUCCCGCCGUUUGGCAUCACUUCGCCACUGCACCGUUCUGGCCAUGUCCAACCUCCUUAAUGCCAACGUAGACAGUGGCUUAAUGCACUCCAUAGGUCUGGGAUAUCACAAGGACCUCCAGACACGAGCGACCUUCAUGGAAGUUCUAACCAAAAUCCUGCAGCAGGGGACAGAGUUCGACACACUGGCUGAAACAGUCCUGGCUGACCGCUUUGAGAGGCUGGUGGAGCUGGUCACCAUGAUGGGAGACCAGGGAGAGUUGCCUAUUGCCAUGGCACUGGCGAAUGUGGUGCCUGGAUCCCAGUGGGAUGAGCUCGCCCGUGUGCUGGUAACACUGUUUGACUCUCGCCACCUCCUCUACCAGCUUCUGUGGAACAUGUUCUCCAAGGAGGUGGAGCUGGCAGACUCCAUGCAGACCCUCUUUAGAGGCAACAGCCUGGCGAGCAAAAUAAUGACCUUCUGUUUCAAGGUAUAUGGGGCGGCGUACCUCCAGAAGCUACUGGAGCCUCUGUUGAGAGGGGUCAUCACCACCCCUGACCAUAUUAGCUUUGAGGUUGACCCCACAAGACUUGAGCAAGGGGAAAACCUAGAGGAGAACCAGAGGAACUUGCUGCAGAUCACCGAGCGUUUCUUCCAGGCUAUCAUCGGAUCCUCCAGUGAAUUCCCCCCACAGCUCCGCAGUGUUUGCCACUGCCUGUACCAGGCUACUUGCCACUCUCUACUGAAUAAAGCAACAGUUAAAGAAAAAAAGGAAAACAAAAAAGCAGUCGUGAGCCAACGGUUUCCUCAGAACAGCAUUGGUGCGGUGGGAAGUGCAAUGUUCCUACGCUUCAUCAACCCAGCAAUCGUGUCUCCUUAUGAGACAGGCAUCUUGGACAAAAAACCCCUCCCCAGGAUAGAACGUGGUCUCAAGCUCAUGUCCAAGAUCCUGCAGAGCAUUGCCAACCAUGUGCUGUUUACUAAAGAGGAGCACAUGAGGCCUUUUAAUGACUUUGUGAAGAGCAACUUUGAUGCAGCCAGGCGGUUUUUCUUGGACAUUGCAUCUGACUCACCACCCAGUGACUCCAUCAACCACAGUCUCUCCUUUAUCAGCGAUGGCAAUGUGCUGGCUCUCCACAGACUGCUGUGGAACAACCAGGAGAGGAUUGGGCAGUACCUCUCCAGCAACAGGGACCACAAGGCAGUGGGCAGGCGACCCUUUGACAAGAUGGCAACCCUUCUAGCCUACCUGGGGCCUCCUGAGCACAAACCUGUGGCUGACACCCACUGGUCCAGCCUUAAUCUGACUAGUUCUAAAUUUGAGGAGUUCAUGACUAGGCACCAGGUCCAUGAAAAAGAGGAGUUCAAAGCCCUGAAGACUCUCAAUAUAUUUUAUCAGGCUGGAACCUCAAAAACUGGCAAUCCUAUGUUCUACUAUGUGGCUCGCAGGUUCAAAACAGGCCAGAUCAAUGGUGAUCUGCUGAUCUACCAUGUCCUCCUCACACUUAAACCAUAUUACGCCAAGCCCUACGAGAUUGUGGUGGAUCUAACACAUGUCGGGCCAAGCAAUCGCUUUAAGACGGACUUCCUCUCCAAGUGGUUUGUGGUCUUCCCGGGCUUUGCCUAUGAGAAUGUGGCAGCUGUCUACGUGUACAAUUGCAACACUUGGGUAAGAGAGUAUACCAAGUACCACGAGAGGCUCCUAACCGGCCUCAAGGGCAGCAAGCGGCUUCAGUUCAUCGACACUCCGGCCAGGCUAGCGGAACACAUUGAGCCUGACCAACAGAAGCUGCCGGCAGCCACACUGACCCUGGAAGAAGACCUUAAGGUGUUUCAUAAUGCACUUAAGCUUGCCCACAAAGACACCAAGGUGUCAAUCAAGGUGGGCUCUACAGCAGUACAGGUGACUUCGGCGGAGCGGACUCGUGUCCUGGGCCAGCCCGUUUUUCUCAACGACGUCUACUAUGCUUCAGAGAUUGAGGAGAUCUGCUUGGUAGAUGAGAGCCAGUUUACCCUCACCAUGGCCAACCAGGGCACACCGCUCACCUUCAUGCACCAGGAGUGUGAUGCCAUUGUCCAGUCCAUAAUCCAUAUACGCACACGCUGGGAGCUGUCACAGCCUGAUUCCAUUCCCCAGCACACCAAGAUCAGACCUAAAGAUGUCCCUGGCACCCUGCUUAAUAUUGCCUUACUCAAUCUGGGCAGUUCUGACCCCAGCCUCAGGUCUGCAGCAUACAACCUCCUGUGUGCUUUGACUUGCACCUUCAACCUGAAGAUUGAGGGCCAGCUACUGGAAACAUCAGGCCUGUGCAUACCAGCUAACAACACACUCUUCAUAGUAUCUAUUAGCAAGACCCUGGCUGCUAACGAGCCCCACUUAACACUGGAGUUUCUGGAGGAGUGCAUCUCAGGCUUCAGCAAGUCUAGUAUUGAGUUGAAGCAUCUGUGUCUUGAGUACAUGACUCCCUGGCUGCUCAACCUUGUGCGGUUUUGCAAGCACACCGAUGACGCCAAGCGCCAGCGCGUCACUGCCAUCUUGGACAAGCUCAUUACCAUGACGAUCAACGAGAAACAGAUGUAUCCCUCCAUACAGGCCAAGAUCUGGGGAAGCUUGGGACAAAUAACAGACCUUUUGGAUGUGGUGCUGGACAGCUUUAUUAAGACCAGCGCCACAGGAGGCUUGGGAUCCAUCAAAGCGGAGGUCAUGGCUGAUACUGCAGUUGCUUUGGCUUCAGGGAAUGUUAAACUGGUUUCCAGCAAGGUCAUUAGUCGGAUGUGCAAGAUCAUUGACAAGACAUGCCUGUCACCCACGCCAACACUGGAGCAGCACCUGAUGUGGGAUGAUAUCGCCAUCUUGGCUCGCUACAUGCUAAUGCUGUCCUUCAACAACUCGUUAGAUGUUGCAGCCCAUCUACCUUAUCUUUUCCAUGUUGUAACACUACUGGUGGCCACCGGCCCUCUGUCUCUCCGAGCCUCCACGCACGGUUUGGUCAUCAACAUCAUUCACUCCCUCUGCACCUGCUCCCAGCUGAACUUCAGUGAGGAAACCAAACAGGUGUUACGCCUGAGCCUGACUGAGUUCUCCCUGCCCAAGUUCUACCUGUUGUUUGGUAUCAGUAAGGUCAAGUCAGCUGCUGUCAUUGCCUUCCGCUCGAGCUACCGUGACCGCUCCUUCUCCCCGGGCUCCUACGAGAGGGAGACCUUUGCCUUGUCCUCCCUUGAGACUGUCACUGAGGCCCUUCUCGAGAUCAUGGAGGCAUGUAUGAGGGACAUCCCGGGCUGCAAGUGGCUAGACCAGUGGACAGAGCUCGCUCAGAAGUUUGCAUUCCAGUACAACCCCUCGCUACAGCCCAGGGCACUUGUGGUGUUUGGCUGCAUCAGUAAGAGGGUGAGCCAUGGCCAGAUUAAGCAGAUCAUCCGCAUCCUCAGCAAAGCCAGUCCGCUGCUCAGCAUUGAUCGGGGUCUGGAGAGCUGUCUAAAGGGGCCAGAUAAUUACAACAGCCAGGUUUUGAUAGAGGCUACUGUCAUUGCGCUGACCAAGCUGCAGCCUCUACUGAGCAAGGAGUCGCCCAUGCACAAGGCACUGUUCUGGGUUGCCAUAGCUGUUCUGCAGCUAGAUGAGGUCAAUUUGUACUCUGCGGGAACCGCCCUGCUGGAGCAGAACCUCCAUACACUGGACACACUGCGAGUGUUCAACGACAAGAGUCCCGAGGAAGUGUUUAUGGAGAUCCGGCGACCUUUAGAGUGGCACUGUAAGCAGAUGGAUCACUUUGUAGGCCUUAACUUCAGCUCCAACUUCAACUUUGCACUAGUGGGCCACCUGCUCAAAGGCUACAGGCAUCCAUCUCCCACCACAGUAGCGAGAACUGUGCGUAUCCUCCACACCCUUUUGGCCCUUAUCAGCAAAUUUCUGAAAUGCGACAAGUUUGAAGUCAACACCCAGAGUGUGGCUUAUUUGGCAGCGUUGCUGACAGUGUCUGAGGAGGUUCGAAGUCGCUGUAGCCUCAAACACAGAAAAUCACUGCUGCUCUCGGACCACUCAGUUGACACCGUUCCCAUGGACACCUACUCCAGCCACCUCGCUGACCACAGUUGCAGAACCCUGCGGGAGAACCAGCCGUGGACAUCCCCCAAGGUGUCGGAGCCCUACCUUUCAGCUCACCAGUAUUCCACCAUGGGCCAGAUCAGCCCGCGUACACGCAAGUCUAUGAGCCUGGACAUGGGACAGCCUUCCCAGGCCAACACCAAGAAGCUCCUAGGCACAAGGAAGAGCUUUGACCACCUCAUAUCAGACUCCAAAGCACCAAAGAGACCCGAAAUGGAGUCGGGCACAACCACCCCACCAAAGAUGAGACGUGUGGCAGAGAAUGACUAUGAGAUAGAGACCCAAAGAAUCGGCAACUCUCACCUGCGCAAGGUGUCUGUGUCUGAGUCGAAUGUACUGCUGGAUGAAGAGGUGCUGACAGACCCCAAGAUCCAAGCUCUGCUGCUCACUGUGUUGGCAACACAGGUCAAAUACACCACUGAUGACUUUGACCAGCGGAUUCUGUACGAGUACUUGGCUGAAGCAAGUGUUGUCUUCCCAAAGGUCUUCCCUGUGGUUCACAAUCUGCUGGACUCCAAGAUCAUCACUCUGCUGUCAAUGUGCCAGGAUACCAACCUCCUGAACCCCGUCCAUGGCAUUGUCCAGAGUGUGGUGUACCAUGAGGAGUCACCCCCACAGUACCAACCCUCUUAUUUACAGAGCUUUGGCUUUAAUGGGCUGUGGAGGUUUGCUGGGCCCUUCUCUAAGCAAACUCAGAUCCCAGACUACGCAGAGCUGAUUGUAAAGUUUCUGGAGGCCCUGAUUGACAGCUACCUGCCAACAGCUGAGGAGGAGCGGGGCCAGGAGCAGCUGCGCACACCCACCUCCCCAUACCCCCCUUCCAGUCAGAGUCAGCUAAGCAUCACAGCUAACCUGAACCUUUCUAACUCCAUGACCUCACUGGCCACUUCACAGCAUUCACCAGGUGUGGACAAGGAGAACGUCCAGCUGUCCCCCAGCUCGGCUUUGUCCACCAGCGGCCGGACACGCCACGGCUCAGCCAGUCAGGUGCAGAAGCAGCGCAGUGCAGGAAGCUUCAAGAGACCCAGCAUUAAGAAAAUAGUAUGAGAAAACGAA